CGCUAAACAUUCACGUAAGUGUUGGUAAAAGGAAACGUCGAUAGAUUGAAGGUAGCAAGCAAAUAAGUUUUCCUAGCCACUGACUGAAAUAAAAUGGCAGCAAUGUUACGAGCUCCCUUCCGCGUAGCAAGUUUGUCUCACUGCAAGGACCUGUUAACAUUAACCUGGCAAGACGGUAAGCAGAGCAACUUCCCAAAUAUCUGGCUACGAAGUGCCGUGCGCGAUCCCGAGGUUUUCGAUGCCGGUUCUUUGCUGUAUAAAAGAGAUGAUUACGUUGAGUUUAUCCGUAAAGAAUCCCCGUUGGUUCGUGCAGAACAUGAGAAGGGAAGCGAGGACAUUCUUGUUGAAUGGGGAGACCAUCUUGGUACUUUCAAUGCUUCAUGGCUUCGUGCUCAAGACCAAAAUAUCAAUAGAGAUCUGUGCAAGAAGCCUGACAUCACUCUUUGGGAUGCCAACUCCAAGUUUCCUAUUUACGAGUACUCGGAGAGGAAGGCAACGUUCCGCACUUGGUUCAACGACUUGAGGAAAUACGGCUUGGCGAUUUUCAAGGGAGUGCCUCCAAAUGAAGAAGGUCUCAUGGGCAUCAUGCACUCUAUUGGUCAAGAAGCACAACGCGUCCAUCCUACAAAUGUGCUCCAUAUCUUAAAAGAUAGCAAGAAAGAAACGAGCUACGACUCUGGAACUUACACUUCGAAUGCGCACCCAAUGCAUGUGGACACCCCCUACUAUCCAACGAUGUUCAGAUUGACAUGUUUGCUAGGAAUCCGCUACGAUGCUCCGGUUCAAGACACCUAUAACUUUGUUGUCGACAACCUGAAGGUGAUUGAAGAAAUACGCAAAGAAGAACCCGAGGCAUACGAGCUGCUUCGUACGUUCUAGCAAAUUAUCAGUCCCAAUAACAGAAUAUUAGUUGUUUUCUUGUCGUUCAAAGUUUCAAAAAUAGCUAAUUUGUACAAUGUAAACAUGGGUUGCCUGUGGUAAUCUAUGCAUGCGAUCAGAAAGUCAGCGGUUUUACUGUUAAAAAAUAGCGGAUGCAUGCUCCAGUGAUUCGGAAGAAGAAAAAGCAUAACAAAUGCUUCGAUAGUAAACAAUAGUAGUCGUCAAAUAAUUUUGACAUUUUGCAUUAAGUUUUGAAAAAGAGAAGAAAAUAU
Messenger RNA from Actinia tenebrosa (Australian red waratah sea anemone), 1151 nucleotides. RefSeq names its product gamma-butyrobetaine dioxygenase-like. NCBI's taxonomy places the organism in Eukaryota, Metazoa, Cnidaria, Anthozoa, Actiniaria, Actiniidae. The record is from RefSeq and is a predicted model, not a curated record.